AUGCUAUAUUUUUUACUUCUCGUUGUUGUUUCUUUGGCUAAAGAUUCAUUAGUUUUUACUGCAUUAACAAACUAUGAUGGUGAUACCGUUGGAUUUACAUUAAUAGAGUUUAAUUUGUGUUAUUAUUAUGGAGUGAAUUCAUCAUCUUAUUUUACUCAUGAUGGUGAUAAAAUUACAAUUAGGUUAUAUCACAACUCACCUUCAUGUUCUGGAAAUAAUGAAGAACAAACAUUAGAUAUUAAUGAUGAGUCAUUGAAAAGAUAUUGUGAGUCCUCAACAGAUUGUUCUGUUGAGAUAAAAAAGCCACCAAAACAUAUUGGAUUCCAUAGUGUAGUAGAUGAUGAUGAGAGUUGUACGCAUCGUGAUAACACAUUUAGGGCAUAUUAUACAGGUAAAUGUUAUUUAUGCAAUGAGGGUAAAAAUUAUUAUUGCAAUUCCCAAGAACAAAAUGGAUAUAUGUGGGAAACUGUUUAUCAAAAUAAUAAAUGCAAAAGUAAAGAAAUAGUUGAACGUAUACCCCAAUGGAAGUGUGACGUUUGUGAUGAUGGUAUCAUGUUCCAAUGUGGAGUAACAUCAACAACAGUUAUUUCUAUUAUUAUUCUUCUUUCAUUCUUCUUUUAA
This is a messenger RNA of Entamoeba dispar SAW760, 621 nucleotides long. RefSeq lists its product as uncharacterized. Lineage: Eukaryota; Evosea; Mastigamoebida; Endamoebidae. Bases 1 to 621 code for a protein of 206 amino acids. The transcript has a single exon. The record is from RefSeq and is a predicted model, not a curated record.